Lotus japonicus is the source of this 779-nucleotide messenger RNA. RefSeq lists its product as uncharacterized. Lineage: Eukaryota; Viridiplantae; Streptophyta; Magnoliopsida; Fabales; Fabaceae. The transcript has a single exon. The coding region runs from base 84 to 575 and encodes 163 amino acids. The record is from RefSeq and is a predicted model, not a curated record.
CACAUCUUCCAAACAAACAACCAAACAGGCAAAAAUUCCGGGCCAGCAGCAACCUAUUUUUUGUCAAACUCGCCACACCCACGAUGUCUCCAAUCAAAUUUCUAUGGAUUGUGGCGGUGUCUCUGACAGCAGCAUCAUCACGCGCCGCCGCGCUAAGCGAGCCAGAAAACAAGCUAACAGCCUAUGAUGUGAUGCAGGAGUACGGUUUCCCGGUGGGUCUUCUCCCCAUCGGAGCUCUCGGCUACUCGCUCAACAGACAAACCGGCGAGUUCGCCGUGUAUUUUGAUGGAUCCUGCAACUUCAACAUCGAGUCGUAUCGUCUUAGCUACAAGCGCACCAUCACCGGAGUUAUCACGAACGGGAGGCUCUACAAGCUUAAAGGUGUGUCCGUGAGGGUUUUGCUUCUGUGGCUUGAUAUUGUUGAGGUUAAAAUCCGCGGUGGUGAUGUGGAGUUUUCUGUGGGGAUUGCUUCGGCGAAUUUUGGAGUUGAUAAUUUCUAUGAGUCUCCUCAGUGUGGGUGUGGGUUUGAUUGCAAUAAUCUUCGGUUGAACGGUGAACUUUCUGCUUCAAUUUAGGGUUAAUUCAAAUUCAGAGUACAUUAUUGGGGUUUGAGGAACCCUAGAUCUGCAUAAAUUUCAUGGUUGAGUAAUCCAGCAGUGUAGAUUUGUAGAUUCAUCAGGGUAGUGUUUGUUUGCCCUCGCAUGAAUCAGGCCUUUUGGUGGUUGUUUGUUGUAUCAAUUGUCUGAGAAUUCAAUGAAAUUUCACUGUUGUUACUUGUA